This is a messenger RNA of Apiotrichum porosum, 2055 nucleotides long. RefSeq lists its product as uncharacterized. Bases 1 to 2055 code for a protein of 684 amino acids. The transcript has 5 exons. NCBI's taxonomy places the organism in Eukaryota, Fungi, Basidiomycota, Tremellomycetes, Trichosporonales, Trichosporonaceae. The record is from RefSeq and is a predicted model, not a curated record.
AUGACGGUUCCGCCAUUGCUGUCCUGCGUCAAGCAAGACGACUACCCUGUUGACACCUGGGGGGCACUCAGCUUCAGCCACGCCAACGUUUUCGAUGCCGACCAGAUUCCUCCGCACGAAGUUCGGAGUUUUGCUGUGGAACUGCAAGACCAAGUUCUCCGACGCUGUGAAGAGGAGAAGGAUUUGGAUUGGGGGAUAUCUAGCCUCUUCAUCUUAGCCAAGUUUACCGAGGGUCCUCAUAAAAUGCGUUUCAACGGCACGCUUGCGCACCGUGACAGUGGUCAACGGCAUUCAAUUCGACAACACUCAGAUCCAGCAGGCACUCAAAGCGCUGAUGAAGUUAAAGGACGAAUCAGACCUGAUUGUCCCUUGUCGGUGAAGUGCGCCCACUGCGUCUUUCGCCACCUUUCGGUUCUCGCCACCGCCGAGUACAAGUCCUUUGCGGUCCACAGGACUCUCAUCAACGAGUACGAAACUCGAGUCCAUGAGGCCAAGUUCCGGUUGUUGAAGGACAUCAUCGAGGGCAAGACGAGGGUGGAGUGCACUGCGAGCAGCCAGUACACCCCUACUGCCAGCACACCUACGCCAUUGAACACUUCUGUGAUGGAUGUUCGCGACCGAAACAGAACCAAGUGGCAAGACGUUCUGUCCACCGUCGCCGUUCUCAACCUCCCAACCCAGAGAGCGUUUGUUCCUCGGUGUGCACCACCGCAGAAUAUCGCAGUCACGACAGUGGAUUGGGAAACCAUCCAGCUGUCCGAGGAGAAGGAGGAAACAAUUGCAACGGCAGUGUUUUACCAGGACGCGCUGGAGAAGACCAGAGUCGGACUGGCUCAGGAAGUCUGCUAUCUUUCGCAAACGGCCGAACUUUGUGGCGGCAACUUUGGUGUGGCUGUCAUCGGCCAUAAAUUCGCUCGAAUGGUGGCCAUCCAGCCCAACCGCAUUGCCAUCGAGUACGGUACCAAGGAAGAUUCCGGCCCCACUAUGGUAACCAACUUGAGGCACUUCUUCCGCAUCAACAGAGAACUUUACGACUGCCUUCCUCACACGUUCAUUGAAGUUCGGAACGGCCCAACCGCUCUGCAAAUCAUCAAGGACGACGGUCAAGACAACCUGAAUUUGGAGAACAAGGCGAUCAAUCAAGAUGCUCUUCAGCGUUACCUCAACCUGUUUGCCGCUGCUCAGCUCUCCAUCGGCCAUCGUGCGCUCUCUGACCACCUCGUCAAUGGCCAGUACACUCCCGGUGGUCCCUUGCACCACGAGCUUUAUUCACUCGCCACUGUCGAGUUUGAGGAAGAGAAGGAAACAGCAGUACUCGUAGCCACCGCUCGCGGCGACAAGGACGAGGACUCUGAGGAGGACUCGGACGACUCCACAGUGUCCUCACCUGAUCUUCACACGCCUCACCGCAAGGAUGGCAACGAUGAAGGAGGCGCACCCGGAGGUUGGGGUGCAGGAACCAGCAAGGACAACGGGUAUCAAGGCCCUGGUGGUGCAGGUGGAGGCCACAACGGCGGUGACGAGACUGAGGAGCGCAACAACAGUCCUCAUUAUGACGACUACGACGGUCCCAUCGACUGUGAAGCCUGUGACCCUGAUGCGCCAGACCUCGAGGACAUGGUUGAGGUUCUCGAAACCAUCGGAAUGGAACUCAUCCUCGUGUCGCUGGCCUUCAUGGAUGAGCUGCUGGUCGAGAUGGCUACCGCUACGGCGUAUUUCGCAGCAGAGACCAAGGCUGAAGUGACGGUUGGGCCUAAUCGCAAGAGCAUGGUCAUCGCCACCGACAGGGCCGACAAGAUCCCCAGGCGGAAGGGUCGGGGCAGUGACGAGUCGGCCGCGUCCCAUCAGUCCACCACGUCUGAGCCUCAACCGCCCAGUGCAGGUUCAAGUGGCACCACAGCUUCUUCUGCCUCGUUGCAGACUCCAGAGAAAGGCGAUGUUCGCACCAACAUGGAUGGCGCAGGUUCCUCGCCUACCAGACAAUCUGGUAAUAGCAAGGUUGCAGAUGCAGACACGCUGGCGGGGCACGACAGCGCCAGAAUGCUGGAUAUGUAA